Molecule: messenger RNA, 1653 nt
Organism: Entrophospora candida
Lineage: Eukaryota; Fungi; Glomeromycota; Glomeromycetes; Entrophosporales; Entrophosporaceae
Source: the annotation of a GenBank genome assembly
AUGGCCGAUCGUAGAAAAGAAGAAUUACAAAAGAAACGCCUAAAACUUGAAGAACUUCGAAGGGCAAGAGAAGAUCGCAAUCGUACUCCAACUCCCACAUCGGAACCGGAAAAGAAGUCGAAUAAAAAAGAUGAUUUGAAUAAAUUGUUAAAUGAACUUUUGGAACCAAAAGUUUCUGCUUCUUCGUCAACUAGUGGUAAAUUAACUGAAAUAACAACAACUUCUUUACCAAAAGAAGGUGGUGGUGAUGAUGAAAAAAUUACAAUCCUUUCUUCAUCAAAUUUUAUUGAAUUUAUUUCCAAUACAACUGGAAUAGUUGAAACUGCAAUCAAUGAAACUUAUGAUUUUAUGAAAGAUUACACUGUCACUGAAGAUUUGACAAGUUAUGAAAAUACUGGAUCUCGUGUAAACCUUUUAUUUUCAUUUUAUGAUGAAAAAUGGAACAAAAAUCGGUCAGUUACUGAUGUUAAAUGGUCUAAAAAGAAUCCAGAAUAUUGUGUUGCUUCAUACAAUAAAAAUGUUGUUGCAGUCAACGAACCUGAUGGACUUGUUUUGGUAUGGAAUAUUCAUACAAAAGAUAAGCCAGAAUAUGUAUUUUAUUCUCAGUCUGAUGUUCUUACAACUAGAUUUUCUGAUUUUGAUCCAAGUAUUGUAAUUGGUGGGACUUAUUCUGGCCAAAUUUUGAUUUGGGACAUGAGAGCAAAAACCUUGCCAGUUCUCAAAACACCACUCGGCACUUCAGGUCAUACUCACCCUGUCUACACUAUGCAAAUGAUUGGCACCCAAAAUGCUCAUAAUUUAAUAUCUGCAAGUACUGAUGGUCUAGUAUGUUUCUGGCAAUUGGAUAUGUUGGCUCAACCUCAGGAAACAUUGGAAUUAGUAAAUUCAGAACAUAGUAAAACAGAUGAAGUGUCAGUAACUUCAUUUGGUUUCCCAACAAAUGAAACUGCUGCAUUUUGGGUUGGUACUGAAGAAGGAAAUAUUUAUCAAGCCAACAGAUAUGGUCAUGCUGGUGGCAAGGCUGGUAUUAAUCAAUAUGAUUUUUAUAGAGGUCACUGGGGUCCAAUUACUGGUCUAGAUUUUCAUCCAAUCAAUGGUUCAAUUGGAUUCAAUGACUUGUUUUUAACUUCUUCAGUGGAUUGGACUGUCAAGUUAUGGAAAGCAAAAUCCAUUACCAAACCUUCAAUGGAAGUUCAGAACAUUUUUCCUAUUUUCUCAUUUGAAGGUGCAGAUGAUUAUGUUUAUGAUGUUAAAUGGUCACCUAUACAUCCAGCUCUUUUUGGUACUGUUGAUGGCAAAGGAAACUUUUCAAUUUGGAAUAUAAAUGCUGACACUGAGGUAACAAUUCAUAUGUUUUAUUGGAGAAAGACUGAAAGUAAUGAGAAAUGGAGAAAAGCUGCCAUAGGAUCUUCUGAUGGUCAUGUUCAUAUAUAUGAUGUUGGAGAGUUGAGUGCACCAAGAGAAGAUGAGUGGCAAAUCAUGGACAAUAAUAUUAAUCAAAUGGUGUCUAUUUCUAACACUGGUUUUAAGGGUUCAAAAUCAUAUUUAAUUAAACGUAGGAAUAUAGAUGAUAAUAAGACUUCACUUGACAAAAAAAGAACAAAAAACGGUUUAUCUUUUCUUGAAAAACAUGGAAUUUAUGAAAAGCAAUAA